CAUCGUGUCAGCCUCAACAAUUUUUUGCCUAACAGACACAAAAAUGUACGGUAACGUGUAUAAAUACGGUUAGCAAACCAUUGGCUAUCUCGGACUUGUUCGAUUUUACCUGCAACAACGAAUAUUCAAAGACAUGUGGGGAACAUUCCUCGUUUUUGUCUUUUUCUUCGUUACAGUUAGUGCGAAAGAUUGUGUACCGUACACUAUCGACGGAAAUGUAAUCGCAUGUAUUUGCAAUUCUACAUAUUGCGAUGAUACACCAGAAAACGAACCAAUUGUUCCGGAAAAAGGAAGCUUCUACUGGUAUGUCUCAAAUAAAGGAGGAGACAGGCUACGAAUGACAACUGGGAAAUUUAACUCAAACAAAACUUCCUCUGUUUCCGGAGAACAUUUAAUCUUAAACAGUAAAAAAAAAUAUCAAACGAUUCUUGGGUUUGGCGGUGCGUUCACUGACUCUGUUGGUAUUAACUUAAGGAAACUUAGUCCGGCUACGCAAGAUCAGCUGAUACGGACAUACUAUGAUCCAAAAGUGGGAAGUAGAUACAAUUUAGCUCGUGUCCCAAUCGGUGGCACCGAUUUUUCAACGAGAGCUUACACGUACGAUGAGCAUAUAAACGACACUUCAUUGGAACACUUUCAACUCACGUACGAAGAUUACGAAUAUAAAAUUCCUUUCAUAAAGAAGGCUCGCGAAUUAAAUCCUACUACGAAACUACUCAGCGCUGCAUGGACAGCUCCAACGUGGAUGAAGACUAACGGUAAAUAUAAUGGAUAUGGUUUCUUAGAGAAAAAAUAUUAUCAGCUUUAUGCUGAUUACUUACUGAAGUUCUUGGAUGCAUACAAAGAAAAUGGUCUUGACAUGUGGGCUAUUACAACGGGUAACGAACCGACAAAUGCUUAUAGACUCCAUUUUCCCCUUAAUACCAUGGGGUGGACCCCUCAAACCAUGGCUGAUUGGGUCGCUAAUUAUAUGGGUCCCAGUUUGGCGUUAUCGAGUCACAAUGAAACAUUGAUCUUACUCCUUGAUGACAAUAGAAAUGUGCUACCCUGGUUUGUAUCACCAACAUUUACGGAUAGAAAUGCAUCAAAGUACGCUGCGGGAACAGCUGUUCAUUGGUACGAAGAUUCUAAUACGCCAGCAACUGUGUUGGAUUGGACUCACGAUAGUUUUCCAGAUAAAAUCAUUCUCCUGACAGAAGCAUCACUAGUACCGCGAACAUGGGGAACUCCAAAGGUCGUAUCAGAAAUAUGGAAGCGAGCUGAAAUGUAUGCUUCAAGUAUUAUUGAGUAUAUGAAUCAUUGGGCUGUUGGCUGGAUGGACUGGAAUCUAGCUCUUGAUGAAAGGGGUGCACCAAAUUGGCUCAAUAAUACCAAUGACGCAUCCGUUAUUGUAAAUCCAAGCAAGGAUGAAUUUUAUAAAACACCUAUGUAUUAUGCUAUUAAACAUUUUAGUAGAUUCGUUGAUAGACAUUCCGUUAGAAUAUCUAUCACCAAUACUGCCACCAUUAAGACGACCGCUUUCGUAACACCCUCGGCAGAAAUUGUUGUUGUACUGUGUAAUAGGAACAAUUCUUCAAAGACUAUGACCUUAACAGAUUUGGAUAGAGGUACUAUGCACUUGACGCUAUCCCCGAAUUCGAUAAAUACUGUGAUAUAUCAAUAAACAAAAUUAUAUUUACGUGAGUACAGUGUGCUUUCGUAAGUGUUUAAUUAUAACAUUUGAAAUAAUGAUAACACUAAUAUUAUAACGGUUAUUACAAUUAAUAAUAUAUAAAUGAACUAUCAAAAAGUCAAUAAUUUAUGCCAGUACCAAUAAUUAACAAAGAUAUUUCAGUGAAAUGAAACAAACCAUAUGUAUUUAACUGCUUUAUUUUUGCAUCAAUUAAAUAUUUUAUGCAUCUGGAUAAUACGUUUUUGCCCAACGUCCUAUUUUUCGCUUAUUUGGAUGGAGCCUAAGACAUCUUGGUAUAUAAACAGGUGUAUGAUCGUCCAAUCUUCGUUGAGAUGGUUUAAAACCGAAUUGCCAUGGAUCUCGUCUUUUUUCUAGAGGUCGUGUAUUGUGUUUAAUCAUGUAGAUCUUUUGCCAAUCAGGUAUUUCAGGUACUCGCCUAUACAUCAGAAAGUAAUGAAUUAUAACUACAA
Nomia melanderi (Alkali bee) is the source of this 2142-nucleotide messenger RNA. RefSeq names its product lysosomal acid glucosylceramidase-like. NCBI's taxonomy places the organism in Eukaryota, Metazoa, Arthropoda, Insecta, Hymenoptera, Halictidae. Gene Ontology annotation, molecular function: glucosylceramidase activity. Gene Ontology annotation, biological process: glucosylceramide catabolic process. The record is from RefSeq and is a predicted model, not a curated record.